This is a messenger RNA of Lates calcarifer (barramundi perch), 1746 nucleotides long. RefSeq names its product low affinity immunoglobulin gamma Fc region receptor III-A. Bases 28 to 654 code for a protein of 208 amino acids. Gene Ontology annotation, molecular function: transmembrane signaling receptor activity. The transcript has 6 exons. NCBI's taxonomy places the organism in Eukaryota, Metazoa, Chordata, Actinopteri, Centropomidae. The record is from RefSeq and is a predicted model, not a curated record. Gene Ontology annotation, biological process: cell surface receptor signaling pathway.
AGCUCAGUCAGUCAGCAGCAGGACGACAUGGAGGUCACAGCUCUCUGCUUCAGACUGAUAAUAAAUACACUGAUGCUUCUGGCUGUAGAGGAUCAGCACGGUCACUGUGCUGAGAGGAAUGAUGCAGCUUCUCUUCGUAUCGUUCCAAACACACUGCAGCUCUUUGAAUAUGAGUCUCUCUUCUUUGACUGUGAGGGAUUUGAUCGUUUCACUGAGUGGAGAGUGAUGAAGAGGAUCAUGGGAACUGUAACAACAUGUGGUCUUGUCUGGGAGACGUCAAAUGGACCCUGCAGGAUUAAUCAUGCCUUUUCAACAGACAGUGGAGAAUACUGGUGUGAAGCUGGAGGAAUCAGAAGAAGCAGCUCUGUCAACAUCAGUGUCAGCACUGGUUCUGUGAUCCUGGAGAGUCCUGCUGUACCUGUGGUGGAGGGAGACUCUGUGACUCUGCGCUGCAGGAACAAGAUGACCUCCUCUGUCUUUAUAACUGACUUCUUUAAAGAUGGCAUCCAAAUUGAGACAGACUUUAAAGAAAACAUGACCAUCCUGAACGUUUCCAGGUCUGAUGAAGGACUGUACAGGUGCAGCAUCUCUGGAUCUGGAGAAUCAGCAGAGAGCAGACUGACUGUCAGAGGUGAGACACAACAAAUACUCUGAGUGAGACACCACCACUGUCCUAACUCAAAAAUACUUUUUCUACUAAAUUCUAUCAUAAAGCUCAGAUCUUUGAAGACCCUCCAUCGCUGCAUGAAGAGAUUCGUCAUCACUCUCCCGUUCUCAUCCUGGUGGUCACUGGGACUGCAGUGGCUCUGCUGUCGCUGGUGUUGGGACUAUUUCUUUUGUUGGUCUGUGUUUCCUCAAAGAAGUCGACAGCAAGAUCACAGUCAGAAACAGGAGUUUCCAGCUUCACAGUGACGCCGGUCACUGACGCUCUCUCAGCAGGAAGAGAGACAACAGACGCAGAACCCUUCUAUUACACAAUCGAUUAGGUAAGAGUCAAAAUACAUGUAUACAUGUGUGCAUGUCUGAAUUAUUGCAAUAAAGAUCACAAAUUAUGUUCCUUUAGACAUGGAUUUACUUGCACUUUACAUGCACUAGACAACACACUGAUGUCAACUGAUACAGUUUAUUAACAACAACAGUCAGUUCUUGUACUUUAAAUCAGACAAGUUGAAAAGUCGACAUUAAUCCCACAGUAAAAAAAUGUGUUUGUUUAUGAAUGAAUUUUGUUUGUGUUUUCCAGAGAGCAGACAGACGUGACUGAAGCACAGACUGUGGUUAAUGUUUGUUGUGUAGCUGCUGUAAAGUCAUAUUUACACUAAUAUCAUACAUUGAUAUGGAAAAUUCUUAUUUGUAUGUUCACACAUCGAGUCCUGUUUGUUUCCUUCAGUGUUCACAUAUUAGACUGUUGAUAUCAUUAGUUUAAGUGUUGUUUGAAUUCAGAUGAAAGAAUAAAACGUGUUUGUGAAAUAGAAUCAGUUUAUGAUGUGUGGGUUCAUGACUAAUGAAUGAGUGUAUAACUGUGUGACUCUCAUCAUCACCAUCCUCAGCCUUCAGCAGUGUGUAUUUGUGAGAGUGUGUGGUUAAUGAGAGUGUGACAGUGGUGUGUGUUCACGUGUGAAGAUGCUGUAGAUCAGAACAGAGCUGCUGCAGGUUUUAAAUACUCUCUGUGGUCACCUGCUGCUGAAAGCUUCACAUGACCUUCACAUUCUGUCACGUUAACAUCUCUCAUUAAUGUCACACUUCAGA